UUUUGGGCUCAGUCUCUUGAGUUGCCAAGUUGGAGGCUGGGAAGGAGCGAAGGAUGAAGCUUCGGCGGAGUUCCUGGCUGGCACGUGCAGCAGUUUUGUUUGCCGCGGCAGCAACAUGGGUCCUUGGCCAGAACUGGCUCUUUGUUGGACCAUUUUCAACGUCGCUGGCUCCGCCGGCUAAUCCUGCGCAGAGAGGCCAAUCGGUGAGCAGGUAUGCAAGAGAAGUUGAUGAGGAGGAAGUGCUUUUCAAUUUCAGAAAACCCAAGAAGAAGGGCUUUGACCCAAACUGGAAGCGACCCUUCCCGAAGUACAUUCUGAUGGGUGGCGUCAUGAUGACCUUAAUCGGCUACCUGGGAGGAGGGCCCAUUCUAUCGGCAGUGUGGGGCUUGUGCGGCGCUGGGUUCGGGUGCUUGUUUGAGCCUUGGCAGACCCCAGAUGGAACGAUCAGUGGCCUCUACGAUGAAGAUGAAGAAGACGAGGAUGAGGACGAUGACGACGACUGAGCUGCAACUCGGCCCUCCCUAAGUCACACAACAUUGAAAAUCAUAGUUGAACGGGCAAGUGUUCUUGGAGCAGAAAACCGAGAACAACAGCCGUUUGGGUGAUGGCCUCGGGAGUGUUGGCGGUGGUAUUUCCGCCUCCAAGCCUUGCUCCGUAUGUUGAUGCACAGUGAAGUAUUUUGAUAUGUGAGGUGUUUGAGGUUUGACGCCAUUUUUGGACUCCUUUCCACAUUAAGGGAAGUGCACAUUGGAUACAUCACACACCCACCAGCUAGUUAUGGAUGAAUUGAUGGUACUUGAUGGUAUGUGUACAUGUAAAGCACAGGCCACGUGGAAGCGUCAGUGUUCUAGCUUUCUAACACCCUGAUACUCUGAAGUUUAUUUCUGUGUACGGACCCAGACCUGCUCUCGUCUUUAUUUAAGCUCAGCCCUGGGCUUGGUUUGGGGCUUUGAUUCAGCUUUACCCGGCUAGCCUCCCAGCACCUGAAGUUCAGUUUUUCACCGGGCCGAAGGUAACUGUUUUGAAACUGCUUUGCAUUCUCAAAUCUACACUUGCGCCCCCCUAAGCAUCUUGGACAACACAACAGGAGAUGGGCUGCAAAAGAUCGUCCCCUCGAGCACACCCCAAACAGCACUGUACAGAGAGGAUCAGAGAGAUGCCAGCACAACUCGUCUGAGAAAGACUGGAACACAGACACACACACACACACAUAGGCAUUUUUCUUCAUAGGUCGCAAGCUCCAUCUCCAUGAGGACAAUUGUGGAGGAUGUCAAUUACACUCUUGGCAUCUCUUGGCAUUCACAACCGGUCGGUGAUAGCUUCUUUGCUACUGUACGCAUGCAUUUUUGUAGGCUUGUUCUUGAACAGGUAUUGAUUCGCACUUUUGGUGACAACUUUUCUGCUUGAACAGGUUCCUGAUUCUUUGUGGUAGAUACUUCAUUUUGCAGGUUGAGAGCCUUUCUUGCUGGGCUUCUAAUCAACUGGACAUGCAUAGCGAUGAUGUGGCUCGUAGGUAUGCAUAUACAUAUCUGUAAUCUGUCUGACUUUUUCACCCAGUUGCAGGGGUAUUGUACAAAUUGCAAAACGAGACAGUGCUUGCUACUGACUUGGCAACAGUAAACGAUGGUUGAGGAGUGCCUUGGCUUGAAGGUCUUUGCGUGGUGGUGCUUCAUCAUUGAGCCGCGCGUGCUUUCAACAGAAUCUCACUAUUGGUCUCCAUAUGCUUGCGGUAGUGGCAAUGCCCCUUCACCUUUCUGCUGAUGAAAUUUUCAGUGAAGGACUUCAGACUUGGCAAAGUCAAACUUGGCAUAGUAAAACUCUCAAGCGGAACAAUGUUUGCUGUUGCGAGCUGCAAGCUUCGACAUAUGUUCGGAAAGCUUGGAUGUUCGUGGCACAACUCUGUCAGCGAAAGGUUUUGGCUCAGACUA
Molecule: messenger RNA, 1928 nt
Organism: Durusdinium trenchii
Lineage: Eukaryota; Dinophyceae; Suessiales; Symbiodiniaceae
Source: the annotation of a GenBank genome assembly